CUGUGCCCGGUCCUAGACUCUCGGGAACACGAGUAUAAAUCGUUCACAAAUCAAAAUAUAUGAAAUAACUGCCGCAUGUUCAUUCGCUAUAAUUUCUAUUAAUAAAAAUACGUCGAUGUAGCAAAUAAAACCGGAGAAAGUCCAACAACCGGACGGUACACAAGCGGAGGAUUACUGGCGAGCCGCACUGCGAAUGAUCAGCGACGCAAAGUUCCUCGACUCGUUGCUGCAUUUCGACAAGGACAACAUACCGGAGCCGGUGAUAGACACGAUACGGAAGAAGUACCUCACCAACCCGGACUUCGAUCCUGAGAAAAUAAGGAAAGUGUCGACGGCCUGCGAGGGAUUGUGCCGAUGGGUAUACGCCAUGUCCGAGUACGACAAAGUAGCGAAAGUGGUCGCGCCGAAGAAAAAAGCUCUGGCGGAAGCGCAGCAAAUUUACGAUACGGCAAUGAACACUCUAAAGACAAAGCGGGAGCAGCUUCGACAAGUACAGGAAAGGCUGAUGGCAUUAGAAGAACUUUUAGCGCAGAGGAAAGCGGCGUUUCAAGAAAUGUCGGACAAAGUAAGAGAUUGCGAGAUUAAAUUAAAACGCGCGGAGGAUUUGAUCGGUGGUUUGGGCGGAGAAUACACCCGCUGGUCAGAGUCUGCUAAAGCCUUAGGAGAAAGGUACCACCGAUUAAUGGGCGACGUCGUGAUCGCUUCCGGCGUGAUUGCUUAUCUGGGCCCGUUCACUAUGCCGUUUCGCAUCGAGCAAAUAGCUAUGUGGGUGCAACGGUGCAUCGACUUAAACGUGAUCUGCACCAAAGACUUUCAAUUGCGGGAUAUUCUCGGAGACCCUGCCCUAAUUAGGUCUUGGAAUAUCUUCGGGCUACCGAAAGACGCGUUCUCAGUCGACAACGGUAUCAUUAUCACGAAUGCGAGAAGAUGGCCACUGAUAAUCGAUCCCCAAGGCCAAGCUAACAGAUGGAUCAAAAAUAUGGAGAGGGAGAAUAAUUUGAAUAUCAUUCGACUGACUCAACUUGAUUAUGGUCGCGUGUUGGAGAACGCGUUGCAAUUCGGGCAACCAGUGCUUUUGGAACAUGUUACCGAGGAAUUAGACGCCGUACUUGAACCAAUUCUACUUAAAGAAACGUUCAGACAAGCUGGGGCACUUUGUAUCAAGUUCGGUGACACGAUCAUCGAGUACAAUACUAAUUUCAGAUUUUACAUCACUACGAGAUUAAGGAAUCCUCAUUAUUUACCAGAGGUGGCUGUUAAGGUAACGUUAUUGAAUUUCAUGAUCACACCGACUGGAUUGGAGGACCAGUUACUGGGUAUCGUCGUCGCAAAAGAAAGGCCUGACUUGGAGUCGGAAAAGAACGCAUUAAUCAUGCAGGGAGCUGCGAACAAAAAAUUACUGAAAGAGACAGAGGACAAAAUCUUGGAGAUACUAUCAAUAGCCGAGGGUAACAUUUUAGAAGACGAAGAAGCUGUGGAUGUUUUAACGUCCUCGAAGAAUCUAAGUAAUGAAAUUCAAAUAAAACAAGCGGCUGCUGAGCAAACGGAGAAGUCGAUCGACGAAGCCAGAUUACAAUAUACGCCAAUAGCUGUGUAUUCCACAGUCUUAUUUUUUACCAUCGCCACGCUGGUAAAUAUCGACCCGAUGUAUCAGUACUCGUUAACAUGGUUCGUAAAUCUAUUCGAACUAUCCAUCGACAAUACGGAACCGGCGGAAAGCGUUGAACAACGAUUAAAAGAUCUGAUGAAAUAUUUCACGUAUUCUCUUUACGCCAACGUGUGCAGAUCCUUAUUCGAGAAGGACAAACUAUUAUUUUCAUUACUGCUUGCUGUUAACUUGAUCGAGCAGCGAGGGAAGCUUUGCAUACCUCAAUGGACAUUUUUACUAACGGGCGGAAUCGCUAUAGACAAUCCGUAUGAAAAUCCGACUACCUGGCUACCUUCUAAACAAUGGAAUGAACUGUGUAAUUUAGACGAUGUCGAGGAUUUCUCGGGUAUUCGGAAAGAGUUCACGGAGAAGACAGAACAGUGGAGGGUUCUGUUCGAUUCGAAGGAACCGCAAAAUGAUGCGAUUCCUCCACCGUUUCAUAACGUCACAUUGUUCAAAAGACUGCUGAUAUUAAGAUGUAUUCGUCCUGAUAAAAUAAUCCCAGGAGUACAGAAUUUCGUCGAAGGGGAACUCGGUACGCAAUUUGUUGAUCCUCCACCGUUCGAUUUGGCCUCGUCGUAUGCAGACUCGAAUUGCUGCACUCCGUUGAUAUUUAUAUUGACUCCCGGCACUGAUCCGGCACAAUUGUUGCUCUCGUUUGCGGAUGAGCAAGGCUACAGUGCCACUCGCCUUAUUUAUCUCUCACUUGGUCAAGGACAAGGGCCAAUAGCUGAGGAAACGAUUCAAACAGCUGUACUAGUAGGCAAUUGGGUGGUCCUCCAGAAUUGUCAUUUGGCGAUCAGUUGGAUGAGCACUUUAGAAAAAAUUUGCGAAGGUCUAAUGCCUGACACUAUCCACUCGGAGUUUCGAUUAUGGUUAACGAGCUAUCCGUCGGAACACUUCCCUUCCUCGGUAUUAGAGAACAGCAUAAAAAUGACGAACGAGCCGCCGAAAGGUCUCAGGGCGAACAUAGUCAGAUCCUUCUCAGGCGACCCGAUCAACGAUCCCGAUUUCUUCGAAUCCUGCGGUCAAUCCGAGUACUUUAAGAAACUUCUUUAUUCCCUGUGCUUCUUUCACGCUGUGAUACAAGAGAGGAGACACUUCGGUCCGAUUGGCUGGAACAUUCGUUACGAGUUCAACGAGACUGAUCUUCGAAUCAGUGUUUUACAGCUGCAUCUCUUCCUGGAUCAGUUCGCAGACGUGCGAUUCGACGCUUUGAAGUAUUUAACUGGGGAAUGUAAUUAUGGUGGAAGAGUGACCGACAAUUGGGACCGCAGAACUCUGAUCACUAUCCUGGCGAAAUUUUAUCGCGAGGAGGUACUUACUGAGAAGCGUUAUUACUUCGACGACGCGUCGACGAUUUAUUAUUGCCCAACCGUGCGAGAACAUGAAGCGUACAUGGAGUAUACAAGGAGUUUACCGUUGAUUACUGAGCCAAGCGUUUUCGGUAUGAACGACAACGCGGAUAUUAUCAAAGAUCAACACGAGACGGAUCUCUUAUUCUCAUCUCUUUUACUAACUCAGGAUCGUGUGGAUUUAUGGCAGGAGAAAAUCAGGCCCGGAGCUGGCGAAAUCUCGCCUGACGAAAUAGUAUUGAAAAUGUCCGAUGAUAUCCUACAAAGAUUGCCAGUAGAAUACGACCUUAAAACAGCCCUUAAGAAAUACCCAACGUCCUACGAGCAAAGUAUGAACACCGUGCUGGUACAAGAAAUGGAACGAUUUAACAAACUCAAUACUGUCAUUAAAACCAGUCUGGAUAAUCUUAAACGAGCUAUCAAAGGUCUGAUUGUCAUGUCUUUCGAGCUGGAAGAUGUCUACGAUGCGAUUUUAACUAACAGAAUAGCACCUCUGUGGAAAGAAAAUUCAUACCCAUCGCUGAAACCGCUUGGCAGUUACGUGCACGAUUUUCUGGAACGCUUGCGAUUCCUUCAAGAUUGGUACGAUAAUGGACCACCGGUCAUGUUCUGGAUCUCAGGAUUCUACUUCACUCAAGCAUUUUUGACCGGAAGCCAACAGAAUUUUGCGAGGAAAUAUCAAAUCCCGAUAGAUCUCCUCGUUUUCGAUUUCUACGUACUGCCCGUCGAUACGGAGCCAAAGUCACCGCCCACAGAUGGGAUAUACAUAUACGGAUUGUUUUUAGAUGGUGCAAGAUUCAAUAGAACUCAUAUGGUAUUAGAUGAGAGUUUUCCAAAAGUGCUGUACGACAGUAUGUUACCUAUGUGGUUAUUGCCAAUGAAGAAAGAAGAUAUACCUGAAAGAAUGACGUAUUUAUGCCCUGUAUAUAAAACCAGUGAGAGACGUGGCGUUUUGUCGACCACAGGGCAUUCAACGAAUUUUGUCAUCGCCAUGACUUUGCCGACAACAAAACCGCCGGACCAUUGGAUCAUGAGAGGAGUUGCAUUACUUUGUCAGCUAGCCGAAUAAAAAUGAAGAUAAAUAGUAGCUAAAAAAUAUUACUUUCGAUGAAUGUACGCAUUAUAAAUAAAA
Ceratina calcarata is the source of this 4135-nucleotide messenger RNA. RefSeq names its product dynein heavy chain 7, axonemal-like. Lineage: Eukaryota; Metazoa; Arthropoda; Insecta; Hymenoptera; Apidae. Gene Ontology annotation, cellular component: dynein complex. Gene Ontology annotation, biological process: microtubule-based movement. The transcript has 17 exons. Gene Ontology annotation, molecular function: dynein intermediate chain binding; minus-end-directed microtubule motor activity; dynein light intermediate chain binding. The record is from RefSeq and is a predicted model, not a curated record. The coding region runs from base 194 to 4072 and encodes 1292 amino acids.